Drosophila takahashii is the source of this 4644-nucleotide messenger RNA. RefSeq names its product Hybrid male rescue (gene Hmr). NCBI's taxonomy places the organism in Eukaryota, Metazoa, Arthropoda, Insecta, Diptera, Drosophilidae. The record is from RefSeq and is a predicted model, not a curated record.
GUAAUAUCAGUGGUUUUCAAGAUUUGGCCUUGGGUUUCUCCGAAUCCCGGAUUCUUGGCAUCGUUUUGAGGCGAAAAAGCGCGGUUUAUCCAGGAUUGGAGAGGUAGAAUCAUGGAGCAGGAGGAGAUCAUGGCCCCAGGCGAGGCUCCCGAGGAUCCGCUGGUCAUAGAGGCGGAAAACUCCAAACUAAAAGGUGAAAAGCCGGCAAAUCCCUUUAGCCGCACCACUUAUCCAGGAUCUCUUGCCGGCGAGGCGCAGAUCCUGCAGAGCGCCCAGGUGGAGCGGCGUCUCAUUGUCCUGGUUCGCCGGCAUCCGGCGCUCUACGAUGCCCGGCAUCCCAAGUUCCAUGACGACCUGCAGCGCGAGAAAGUCUGGCUGAGCAUCGCUAGUCGUUUAUCCACCGAUUUAACCAACUGCCUGGUGGCCUGGGCGGAGCUAAGGUAUCGCUAUCAACGGCAUGUCCGCCGCCUGAGGGCCUUCCAUCGGCAGGGCAGCACUGGUGGCCACCGGCGACCGCGGAUGCGGCACGAGGAGGAGCUGCUGUUUCUCUACCCACAUGUGGCCAGGUUCCCGCUCACCGUGGAGCGAUUGCAGCCGAGCUGCGAGGUGAUUAAGGAGCCAGCGGAGGCGGAUGUGGAGAUUGUGGAGCCCCCACCCGUUGACAUCAUCGAUGUGGAUCUGGAGGAGGAAUCUCUGCGGCACUAUCGCUGCUCCAAGGAUCAGCGGCGGCUCAUCGAAGCGGUGCAGGCCUAUCCGCAGCUCUACGAUAACCAGGCGCCGGGCUACGAGAAUACCCGGCAUCGUGGGCUCAUUUGGGGCGCCAUCGCCAACGAACUCCAUGACAAGGCCACCAAGCUGAUGAAGAGCUGGCUGAAGCUGCAGACGCGCUACGAAUGGGAGCUGGCCCAUCAGUGUAGCAGCAGCAGCAGCAGCUCGGAGCUCUGCCAACUGAUGCACUUCCUCCAGCCGCAUCUGCAGCGAAUGCCGGGCACCGUCUGCAAGGCCUCGAAAUAUCUGCAAACCGAUUGGCACGAGCCCAUCGAGCACUUCCGCAGCGUCAUGUCGCUGAUCAACACGAUGCGGAAUAUGCCGGAGUUGGUUCAGAUGACGGAUGAUUCUAUGUCGAGCCCUGUGAUGCCGCCGCGCUACGAUGAACUGUGGCAAAAGGUCGGCGCCGAGGUAAUUGCCGCCCAUCAGCGCUGCGAGGUCACCUGGCUGGUGCUGCGCUCCUUCCAUCACGAACUGUGCGCCAUGCGAAUGGCGGGCUAUCAGCUGCAGGACAAGUGGUACUUCGAGAACGCCCUCAGCAGCAUCUUCAAGCAGACAGCCGCCUCGCGUGCGACAAUUCGCCCGGUUAGUCAUAAGCGGAAGAACAAUGGGGCGAUUUCUGGUGAGCCGGCGGCUAAAAUACAGGCGCCUCCGCGUCUUCCACUGGCCAUUGUCUAUCCGCCUGCUCCGAAAACUAUUAGCAAUAGCACUACCACCAAUGGAACAACGCUGCCCACCAUCACGAACGUGAGGAGCUGCUCGAAUGCACCAGCCACCCCGGAAACUGCGGUUCCCGCCUUUGUCAUCCCCAAAAUCACCUCCGCCAUGAGCGUGGCCACGCCCAAUCUGCUGCCCCUCAAACUGCCGCCUACUCUGCGGAUUGCCCCGAAAGCAGCGGCCGCCAUGGGCAUGAAUUUGGCUCCUAAUAUCCCGGCGAACAUCCAGCUAGCCAGUCCUGCUGCAGUGCGUCCCUCGUUGCCGCAGCGUCCCGGGUUGCAGGUGUCGCUGCAGCCGAAGCCUAAUCCACCACAAAUGCCGCCCGCAGCCAGUCGCUCGCUAAUUCGACCAAAGGUGAGCGUUGGAUUGCCAGUUCAGCGAUAUCCUACAUCCUCCGCACUGGGAGCGCUGCUUAGCGAGGCGCCACUGCCACAGAUUCCACAUAUUCCGAAUAUUCCUCAUAUUCCGGCGACAGUUACGCCACAACAGCUGCCCCAUUUGGUGCCCCUAAUGCCAGGGAAUAGUCCCUCCAAUCCAGGAACUCCGGGGGCGCCGAUGGUGCGAAUACAUCAGCCAGCGAUGCCCAGCGGUUGGGAUGCUGCUCCUACUGCUGCUGCUCUAAGCAAACCCACAGCAACUACAGCAACUGCAGCAGCAACAAUAAGCGUCAGUAGUUUAACGGCCACUACGAAAUGGAGUGCGGCUCCUGCAGGAGGAGAAUGCGCCAAGAAACAAGGACAAAUGGGAGCACAGUCAGCGGUAUCUGUAAUCAGGCAGAGUAAAUCAGUAGGAGAAUCACAGCCACCUGCGACGUCUCUUCCUGCAGCAGCAACUUUAAACGCAGGAGCAACUUUGAGAACAGGAGAGGCUACUUUAAACGCAGGAGCAACUUUAAGAACAGGAGAAGCAACUAUAAAUACAGGAGCAACUUCAAAAACAGCAGAAGCAACUUUAAACACAGGAGCAACUUCAAAAACAGGAGAAGCUACUAUAAACACAGGAGCAACAAUAAGUCUACGACGAACAUCAGCAACUUCAGCCAAAUCUGCAGUGCCAGCCAAACCUGCAACGUUGCCCACGACAGCCGCAAAACCAGGAGCAACAGCAACACCAUUAGCUGCAACAGCGGCAACAACGGCAAAUGUGGAUACUACAGAAGCAGAAAAAGUACCCGAGACAACAAAAUCAACAGUUUCCAGUCCAAAAACCAUACCCAAUGCCAAAACAGGACCCAAUACCAUGGCAGCCAAUGCAGCAGCAGCAAUAUCCCAUCCAGAAGCCACCACAAACAGCAAUCAGUCAAAGGAUGUAACCGUGUUCUUCCAAAAGAACGCCGCCUCUGGGAACAUGCUGCUCAUUUUUUGCGACAACCAGGCGACGCGAUACAAUCUCAAUAUGGUCAGGACGGCGACGCUGGUGCGCGAGGUGAUGGCUGUGCCCCAGCUGCACAAGAAGGAUCCCCAGCUGGCCGCCAAGUGCGAUGAGGUGUGGAAGGUGAUUGGCAAGAAGUUCCAUAUGCCAGAGGAAGCCCUGCGCGCCUGCUGGCAGUUCCUGGCGGACAACAUGAGUGUCUUUCCGCUCAUUGCGCCCAUGUCGGAGCUGAUGCGUCCGUUCAAGGCCAGCGUGAAGGUGUGGGAGAAGUCGCACCGGCUGUUCAGCAAGUUUGACGAGAUAGCGCGCAAGUACCUGUGGAUGGAGCACAAGGAGGUGCUGCCGGAUGUGAUAAGGCACUUCAGGCAGCAUGAGCAUCUCUACUGGGAGAUGCACAAGCCGCGGCCGGGCGAAGAGGCGCCAGCUCCACCGCAGUACACCGAUCAGGAGCGACUCGAAGUUUGGCGCGAGGCGCGCGUCAAGUUUCCCAAUCUCAAUCAUCGUGACAUCUGGUCCAUGUUCAAGUUCGCCUUUCGCACGUAUAUGGAGGAUCUGGAGCGGGGCAUUGAGAAUCCCUGGCCGCAGAAUUGGUGGCAGGCCUUGGAGCAGCUGCGCUUCCUGGCCUACGUGCGCUACCAUCCGCUGGAGCCCUACUACUACAUUGUGCACAACAAGAUCUCCGAGGAGGUGAAGCGCUGCAGCAUGUAUGAGGCUUUGAUGAGCGCCGAUCCUGCCGAUAAGUCCAAGCCCACGCCUACUAGUCUCUUGGCGCGCCUGCAGAAGGAGCCCAUGCCCUGGGAAACGGAGGAGGCCAAGCGAUUGCUGACUGGACAGUUGAGUAACAGCGCUCCUUCUGCUGCUCCUCCCGCUGCUCUUUCUGCUACUCCUGCUGCUCCUCCCGCUGCUCCAACUUCCGUACCUGAAGUCGAACCCACUCCCAAAAAACCUUCCGCUGUCAAGAAUACUGCCACCAAGCAAACGACGCCGACAGCCCAAAAACAGAUUCAGAUUGCCCCUCAGACGAGUCGCAACCUGCCCACCAUCGAAGCCUUCGAACUGACCCACGUCCUGCGCCGCCAUCCGCACACCUUCGAGCGGGCCAGCACCAUCGACAAGCGGACCGCCUGGGUUCGCGUCUCCAAGGAGCUGAAUGCCACAGUUACCGAAUGCCGUUUGGGCCUGCAAUAUGCUCUGCGCGAGAUGCGCGUCCUGAAGAUCACGGAUCCCACGCACCGAUGCACCAUGGGCCACAAGUACUUGCGCCACAUGACCGAGAUCUACAAGCAAGUGAAGCCGAACGGUCAGCUCACCAUCCGCACGCCACAGCAGCUGAACCAAUCGCUGGCGGAGCCAGCUCAGGAAGUUGUGCCGCAGCGUUUCGUGCCCGAGAUCAACCUGACCACCUGCAGCCCGAAUUUGGUCCUGAAGAACUGGGCCCACGCCGUCGGCAACUUGUCCCACGCCAGCCAGGAUAGUCUACUCGUCAAGCUGACGCAGCUAUUCUCCAAGUACGCCGAGGAGGCGAACGUCAGCUGGGUCUAUCCGGCGCCGCCUUAGCUCUACUGACACACGUUGCUUAGUCCUAGCCUUCUCCUUAAGAACUUUCACCGUUCCAUUGACAUCGCGAAUGCUUUCUAAAUGCGUUCGCUAUCAAUUAUUCAUCCGAUAAAAUUAUUUAUUAUUAUUUGCAUGUCAUUGCAAGAAUCCUUUUUUUUCCAUUUGAGAACAACAUCAUUUUUUUUUUAAUGAUAAGUAAAGCACCCAAAUAAAUUGCAUAAAAAAUAAUUC